Molecule: messenger RNA, 2247 nt
Organism: Pneumocystis jirovecii RU7
Lineage: Eukaryota; Fungi; Ascomycota; Pneumocystomycetes; Pneumocystales; Pneumocystaceae
Product: anaphase promoting complex subunit CDC27
Exons: 11
Coding region: 1-2247 (748 amino acids)
Biological process (GO): cell division
Molecular function (GO): protein binding
Source: RefSeq, a predicted model, not a curated record
AUGAGCCUGAAAACACAUAUUGCACAGCAAUUUAGAGAAAUUAUAUGGUAUUCUCUAGAUAAUGGCUUAAUAUCUAAUGCAACAUUUAUUGCUGAACGGCUUUAUUGGUAUGAUACAAGCAAUGCGGACGCAAAACAUCUUUUUUCAUUAUGUUUGUUAAGAUCAGGAAGAUAUUUGACAGUACUUUAUAUGACAGAGGGAGUAAAACACGUAGGAUGUGCGUAUAUGUAUGCACAAGCAUGUCUACAGCUUGGGAAGUGUAAACAAGGGAUUGCAGCACUUGAAGCAGUGUCUUCUCAGUGGACAAAGAGUAAUAAUAUGUACCAGCACGAUGAUAUUUAUCGGUGUCAUUUGCCAGAUGCAGCAGCAAUUUUUUGUCUUUUGGGUCAUUUGAGCAAGAAAGGUGGUAUGGUUAAAAAAGCUACAGAUUACUAUAUUUGUUCGAUCAAGCUGAAUCCGUUUUUAUGGGAAGCUUUUGAUGGGCUUUGUUCUCUUGGAUGCAAUCUUCAUGUAAAAAAUAUAUUUAAAGUAACAGUAGGAAUGCAAGCAGAACGAUCAAGAGCACAGAAUAUUCCUGUGCAAGCGAAUAUUUUGCAAAAUGUUGACCCUUAUAUAUCACAAAACACUGAUUCAGAAGCACAUUCAACAAGUCAUAUGGUCCAUACACCAGAUAUAUUUAAUUCACAGAAAAAUAACACACCACCUUUUAUAUCUCAUUAUCCACAAUCAUCAUUUUUAAAUCGUUUAGAAACAACGGAAACACCAGGAUCACCAACAGCACAGCAAAUAAAAUCAUCUGAAAUGAUUCAUAAUUUUUUAGACCAUUCUGUCGCAGGGUCAUCUAGUUUUAUUAGUCCUCCGAACUUUUUAGAUACUAAAAUUCGAUUAAAUCAAGCUAAAGCAAGUCCUACAACCCGAAGUAAUAUUGAUAAAGAUUUUACUAAAAAUUCAUCACCUAUAGACAUUCCUCAAAGAAGAAGUCAACGUCAUUUACCUAAUGCAUCGAAAAUUGCAUCAAAAUUGGCAUCUACAACAUCAUCAAUCAGAGAUGGUCGAAAAAGCAAAUCACAAAUGAAUCGGUCAAAACAGGAAGAGAAUAUUCAAGUACAAGAAAUACAAACAUUAAACACAUCUCAAUCUUGCUUUCAAUAUGGUCAAAAACCAAAUGGUCAAAUAGUUAUGUCCUUUGCAGAACGCAUUGAAGCAGAAACAUGCUUAUUAGAUUUAUGCAGGUCUAUUGCAGACGGAUGUCAUGCUCUUGCUAAAUAUGAUGGCGCAAAAGCAAUUGAAUAUUUUAAAUCAUUGCAACCUAUUUCUCAGCGUAAUUCUGUUUUUGUUCUUAGUAAAAUUGGAAGAGCAUAUUUCGAAAUGGUUAAUUAUGAUGAAGCUGAAAAAUACUUUUAUCGUCUUCGAAAAGCUGAUCCUACAAGAGUAGAAGACAUGGAGAUUUAUUCUACAGUCCUUUGGCAUCUCAGGAAAGAAGUUGAGUUAAGUUUUUUAGCCCAUGAAAUACUUGAUUUAGAUCGUCUUGCACCUCAAUCAUGGUGUAUUAUUGCAAACUGUUUCAGUUUACAAAGAGAACAUGAUCAGGCAUUAAAAUGCAUUCGUAGAGCAAUACAGUUAAAUCCAAAUUUUGCUUAUGCGUAUACACUAGAAGGGCAUGAAUAUGUUGCAAACGAAGAAUAUGAAAGAGCUCAAACUUCUUUUCGUAAUGCAAUGAGAGUUGACAUGAGACAUUAUAACGCUUGGUAUGGAAUUGGAAUGGUAUUUCUUAGAGUUGGUAAAAAUGACCUUGCAAUGUACCAUUUUAGAAAGGCAGCAGAGAUAAACCCUACAAAUGCUGUUCUAUUAUGUUGUAUUGGCAUGAUUGUAGAACGUAACAAAGACUUCCACGAAGCAUUACAGUUGUAUAAAAAAGCCUCUGAACUUGCGCCAACGAGUGCUCUUGCUAGAUUUAAAAAAGCUAAAAUUCUUGUUUGUCUUCGGCAAUACCAUUCAGCGUUGAAAGAAUUGCUUUUAUUAAAAGAUUUGGCUCCUGAUGAAGCGAAUGUUCAUUUUCUUUUAGGGAAAUUAUAUAAACAACUAGGAGAUAAACCAAGUGCUAUGAAACAUUUAACAAUUGCUCUAAAUCUUGACAACAGAGCUAGUCAUUUAAUUAAAGAGGCUAUCGAGUCUAUUGAUGAACCAGAAGAAAAUUUAUUAGGCGAAACAGGCGAAGUUUACAAAAAUUUAGAUAGAGAAGAAUAG